Messenger RNA from Prorocentrum cordatum, 1769 nucleotides. NCBI's taxonomy places the organism in Eukaryota, Dinophyceae, Prorocentrales, Prorocentraceae. The record is from the annotation of a GenBank genome assembly.
AUGGCUCGCAUGCAGAGCGAGAAGAAGAAUGUGGUGCGAUGGAGGGAUCUGCAGCCCAAGAUCAAGUCUAGCACGAAGAAGCUCUCGCACAAGGAGGUCAUUGCGAAGUGGACCAGGGACGGCGGCAAAUUCGGACCUCCGAAGAAGGUUUGGACCAAGGCGGACAUCGACCGCCAUCGGAACGCGAGGAGCGCAGGCGAGGCGAGACAGGACGCGGGCGUGGCCGAGGAAGAGAGCGACGCAAACGAUAUGCUGUUCAAAGCCAGCGACCUCGCGCGGGCUCGCAUGGCCGAGAUGGCAGAGCAGAUGCAGCUCCAGGCGCUGCAGGACCCAGACGACUCCGGAGGGGCCUCGGACGGGGAUGUCGGUGCGAGCCCCGAAGAGGUGCAGGCCCUCGCCGACUGCCGGCGCUCGCAGCUGGACGAGCUCGAGAUGCUCGAGGCGAUGUUCCCUGAGGAGUUUUGCCCGCUGUAUGAUUCGGCGGCCGUGGACGAACUGAAGGCGCGUUCGGAGGUCGAUCCUGCAGAAGGGCUGCGCGCGCUCGCAGCGUACCCUCCGCUGGAGCUGCUGCUGCAGAUGACCGUGCCUGACGAGAGGCCACCCGACGAGACUGGCGGCAAGCAGCUCGUCGCCUCCAUAUUGCUGCGCAUCGCCUUCCCGCCUAUGUACCCCACACCAGGUACCCCGCCAGAGUUUCGUUUUGAGGACGUUAUGAUAACAAACGCGCUCGAUCAGAUCGGCUUCGAUAAGGCCGACCUACGGCGAGACGCGUCAGGGCCGCGCCUCUUCGUGGUCUCCAGGGGCGGCUGCGGGGCCGAUCGCGUCGGGCACGGGUUGACCUCGCCGUCGGUGCCUCUCGGCCCCGCAGCCGCCACCGAGGACGACCCCGGGCACGGGAGGCCGCGCGCCCUCGGCCGCGGUGAGGCUGGCCGGGCGGGCUGCCACCCCUGCGAGCAGGAGUCCCCUCGCGCGGCGGGCUGCGGCCUCUCGCGGCGCCUUCGGCGACGGCGUGCCGGGCGAGGGGCUCGUCAAGGACCUGUGGCAGCGGCGCCUCUUCGUCUCGCUGGCCAUCGGCGCGCUCCUCCUGGCCGUAUGGCUCUUGCAGUUGGCGGGUGGCCUGUCCAGCCUGCAUGCCUUCAACGCCGCGCAGGCGCCCCGGGACAGGCUCCCGGACUCUGCCGCGCUGGAGGGCUGGCUCUUCGGGUCGCACCCCGUGCGCAAGCUCCACGGCGUCCGGGUGGACCCCACCAGGAGCAGCCUGGAGCUGGACCUGAUGAUGGACAGGCCGCUGCUGGCCCAGCGCGGCCACCUCCACCGGCUGCUCACGGGCUGCCUGGUGCACAACGGCAUUUUUCACAUCGUCUUCAACCUCGGCUACCUGUACUCCCUGGCGCCGCUCGAGGUCGGCUCUCCCGGCGCGUACCUCUGCACCUUCCUGCUGGCAGGCAUCGGCGGCAACCUGGCGUUCGCCCGCUUCGGCGCCGCGCGCCGGGGCUUGGGCGCCUCGGGCGCGGUGUGUGGCCUGAUGGGCUUCGAGCUGGUCUGCCGGCUGCGCAACAGGCAGGUGCGGGAGUUCCGCACCGUCAUGCGGCAGGCAUUCGGCAUCCUGGUGCUGGGGGUGUUCCUGCCCGGGGUUGGGAACUGGGCCCACGCGGGUGGCCUCGCCACUGGCGCCAUGGUGGCGCUGCUAACCGCCAGGCGCAGUGGCUUCAGGACAGCCUUGGUCCCCUGGCCGGUGCUGCUGCUGGGGCUGGCGCUGACCCCGUUCG